Messenger RNA from Mytilus trossulus (common blue mussel), 5545 nucleotides. Its product is annotated as forkhead box protein J3-like. The coding region runs from base 105 to 1346 and encodes 413 amino acids. NCBI's taxonomy places the organism in Eukaryota, Metazoa, Mollusca, Bivalvia, Mytilida, Mytilidae. Gene Ontology annotation, molecular function: DNA-binding transcription factor activity, RNA polymerase II-specific; RNA polymerase II cis-regulatory region sequence-specific DNA binding. Gene Ontology annotation, biological process: regulation of transcription by RNA polymerase II. Gene Ontology annotation, cellular component: nucleus. The transcript is spliced from 9 exons. The record is from RefSeq and is a predicted model, not a curated record.
ACUACAACCAUUUAAAUGUGAUAUUGGUUGAUUCAGUUGAAAAGGGAAUUGUUUACAAUCGAAUAUAUUAAUACGCUUGUCGAAUGAUGUGAUACGGUUAAUUAAUGAAAUCUAAGAUGGCGGACCUAGAAAGCUCUCUCACAGCAAUGGACUGGCUACCCCGUUUAACCGUCGGCGGGGCUAUGGCUGGUGUCGUGGGUAAAGACGGUGUGUCAAAUGGACCUUUAACUAAAACACAAGGUGGUAAUAUUGCCUUAAGGAAGGCCCCAAAUUCACCUUUAGACACAACUGCAACACUCGAUCAGAACGAUGCAACAAGUCACAGAGAUGGAAAGCCACCCUAUAGUUAUGCUAAUUUAAUAACAUUUGCCAUAAACAGUUCUCAUAAAAAGAAAAUGACAUUAAGUGAAAUUUACCAAUGGAUAUGUGACCAUUUUCCAUACUAUAAAGAUGCAGGAAAUGGUUGGAAGAAUUCUAUAAGACAUAAUUUGUCUCUGAAUAAGUGCUUUUUAAAAGUGCCAAGAUCAAAGGAAGAUCCAGGAAAGGGUUCAUACUGGGCAAUAGACAGUAAUCCACCGGAUGAUCCACUUCCUGCCAGGCAUAAAAAGAGAAAAUUCAUAAUCACAGAUAGGUGUUCACCAUACAGUCCAGAAUCUGGUAGCCAGUCCCUAGGAUCACCACCAAGCUUGUCACAAGUAAAUGUCCAGGUGACAACUUUACCUGCUCCACAACCUAACCUGGUCCAACACCAGACACAGCAGCCGACACAUCAGAUGCCAUUUAUGAAUGGAGGAAUUGAAGAUCUCAGUGCUUCUUUCAGAAGUCUUUAUAAAUCUAUGUUUGAUACACACCAAAAUACUACCACAACUAUAAAUGAUUGGGUUCAAAAUGUAGAUGUAUUAAAGGAAAGCUUACGGCUGGCAGGGUCGGGGAACUUUGACUUAAAUAAUAUAGAUUUAACACAGUUUCAGGGUUUAAUGGACUCCAUGAAGAACCUUGACCAAACUAACUGGGCAGUGAGUCCAGAACAGUUCUCUGAUUUAGCAUCAUCUUUAAAUACAUUCUUUAACCAAGCUGGUAUACCAUUACCCACAACACAGGAUCCCAAUUUAAAUAAUCCAGGGAUGUUUAAUAACAACACAACACUGCCAUCUUUAAGUCCAGCAUCACAUUUAACCAUACCAGACACUCCAUCCUCAGUCAGUCCGUCCAUUAGUCCCAGAUCAUUAGCAGGUUUUAGUCCAGCAUCAAAUCAAGCAGUAAUCGUCCAGCCUACACAAUCUGCACCUUAUAUUGGUAAAGAAGAACUUGAUGAUGAAGAAAUAGACUGGGAUAAAUUGUUGUGAUUGUUAUUGUUGUCAUAUUAUCAUCACAUGACUCAUCAGCUGACAUGUUGUCAAUGUAUCACAUGACUUUAGGGCACAAAAUGUCAGCCAUCACAUAUCCCAACUUCAUUAAUGAUUUUUGUUUUGUUAUGGAUUUUUUUGUUAGAUAUUAUAUUUUAUUAUUAAUUUAUUAAAUAUGUGAACACAAGAUGUAUGAUUUCAGCUGAAAGAAGUUUGAAUGUUUCAUUAAGUCCUAUCAUGUUGAUGAAAAAUAUAAGAUCGUUAUAUGAUCUCACAACUGUUUUAACAUUUAUGUAAUGUACUUAAUAUCAUUGAUAAAUUAUUUAAGUUUACCUUUAUAAUGAUUUUUUAAAUUCUGUCAACAUAAUAUACUGUUGUUGAAACACUUAAUUGUAUACUCAACAAUAGAAGUUGUUUUCUAAUAUGACAGGACACUGUUUAACCCAAAAUUGGUACAAAAAAAGUAAAAUAUUUAAAAACCCUGUAAGAAAUAUUUUUUUUAUUAUUCAUUGUUGCCAUGAAAACUUUCUAAAUGUGAAAAUAUUUUUAAAAGAUAUUAUAAUAUUAUGAAAACUUUUGAAAAAAAUGCCAUUUUAGGGUUUUAGGAACUAUGUAGGGUCAUUUAUUGCCCUUUGAUCGUUGUUAAAAUGCCUGUAAAAUGUUCAACUGAUACUGCUGGAAUCUAGAUUAAUUAUUUCAAAACCGUUGUGUACAUUAGCUUUGUAAAUACUUGCUACAAAGACACAUUCCUUCUGGGAUGAACGAUUUAAGUUGUGUUUUACUGAUAGAAAAUAUUUUUCAGGUGUAAGAUGAAUAGUUUAUAGAACUCAGAGUUCUGGAACAGAAAAUUAAUUAUUGUAAUUUGUCUGUUGAGAUCCGUCCAUUCAGAACAAAGUUACUUGUCCUUUUGCCCUUUUCAGAAAAAAGCAUAUAUGUAAAAUCUGUCCAUUGUUGUAAUGCAUUGAAUAGUUUUAAGUCAUUACAACAACUUUUUUAUUUACACAUUUUUUAUAUAUACACUUUUAAACUCAAUGCUAUUGUCUAAUAAACAAGAUCUUUUGAUAAUAACAGCUUUUUGUGAAGUUGCAUCAAGCUUUUAGAAAAUUUAUGCUUUAACUUGAUAAUUUUGAUUGUAAACAAACUUUUUUUAUAAUGCUUUUUUAGUUGUAUAUUUUGUUUGUAUAUUUAUUUAUAUUAUAUAAUAUUCGUGAUUUUUAAGUGCUCAAGACAUGCUGGCAUGUCAAUUCUUAGAUGUCUGACAGACAAUCAUCUUUUAAUGUUUGUUUUUAUUUCUUCAUAUCACUUGUGCAAUUCUUUCCUAUAUGAUUAUUUUCAUAUUGUAUUUCAAUAUUUCUCAAACAAUGAUUUAAGAAUGUUUUAUUUCAUUAGGUUUUUAAAUUUCUUGCAUACAGAGAAAAAAUAUCCAUUUUGUUCCAUUCUUAAUGAUACUAUAGGGCAUUACAGAUAAAAUAAAGGUACUGGUUAAAAAAAAAAUAAAACAAUUAUUGUUAUCAAAAUAAGAUCAGUGUGUUGUAUAAACCAGGUUUUAUAUCAUGAUUUUAGAAAAUAUGAAUAAUUAAUUUACCUUGAACUUUAAUAUGAAAUUUUAAUUUUUAAUGCAAUUUUUUAAAGAGCUUAUCAUUAUUCCAGUCCAAAAACUCCAAAAUUUUAAAGUUAUGUUUUGUUUUUUAAUAUAAAUAUAAAGUUGUGACCUUCAUUAUUAAAAUUUCUCAGUUAUUGAUGUUAACAUUUUGGCUACCAAGUUCAGUUUAAAACAUCCCAUGAAAAGGAAGCAAAUUGAUGAACGAUUUUUAGUACCAAUACUUUUGUAUAUAUUCUCUCCGUAUAUAUCAUAAAACAAAUGGGCUUUUCCACAGUUUAAAUGUGCUAGCACAUAUCUCAGAGGCAUAAACAAUUUGAAUUGUAUCAGCUUGGCUUAACCAUGUAUGUAUGUUAUUGAGAAAUUCCAGUUUUAAGAAGGUAUACAUGUUAUUGUGUGCUAAUUAUUAACUAAGUAUACAAAAAGAUCUGUUUUUCAGUAUAACUGAACAUAUAUUAAGUACUUAUAGUAUACAUAAGUAUUAUAAUCCUACUUAAGGGUGUAACCCUUGGUGAAGGAAGAUAACUCUUUAAAUCAGUUUUGUGUUUGUAAAAGCCAAGUUCAUCUAUGUAUUUAAGCUCUUACCUGAAACAGAUCUGAAAUAAUCUUUGUAACCCAGAAUCUUAGAACAUAUUUUUGAAAAUGGUUGACACAAACGUACUGAUGAUUUCAAGAGUUAUUUCCCUUAUCCUAGGUCUAUCUCCUUUAAUGAUAAACAUAUUUUGUCUACAUAGUUGUUGAGGCCACUUAUGUGAAACAAAAUUUAUUAACAAAUAUACAUUUCAACUGAUUGCUUGAUAUUAUAAUUGCUUUUUUAUACAGGGUAUAAUUUAAUAUUUAGUUAUGUACACAGUAAUCAUAUAAAAAAACAAAAACUAAAUUUUACAAGUACCGUAUAGAGUAAGGAGAUGUGGUAUGAAAUCUUUUUUAUUUGUUUUUGAAUAGGGAAUAUACCAUUAAAAAUGAAUUUGGAAGGGUAGGAAGGUAACUUAUAUUUUAGAAAUUGGUUGUAGGUCAAUAACAGUUUUAUAUUAUUUGAUGUAGGCUCAAUAAGUGUUAGAAAAUUUGUCGGUUGUAGAGGGGUUCAAUAUGUCUCUUUCUUCCCUCCUUUUUUUCUUUUUGAUGUCAAGGCCUUACAGAAAGGAACAUCAAUCAAUAGUAACAUUGAGCUUGUCAGUUUUAAAACAGCCUUAGUUCAGAUGAUUCUUAAGGAAAUUAUGUUUUAAAGAUUUUAUAAGUUAUAAUCAAAAGUUCUGUAUAUGCUUAAACCACAAUUAGGAGAAAAAAAUCCAUUAUGUGAUAGAAUGUUUUUGUAGAGAAUCUUUUUUACCUGUUUAUGUCAGUUUUUAAAAUGCAGAUUUUUAAAAAUAUAUCAGCAUAUAAUUUCAACAGUUUAAAAAAAUUUGGAAAAGUUAAAAAAAAAAAAAAAAAAAAAAAAAAAGGUGUAUCAGUUUUAGCUUGAUAUUUGAUUGUUUGAUACAGAUGAAUUAAAUUUUAAAAUGCACCAUUACUGAUAAAUGAAAGGAAAUACAAAAGAAGGUAGAAGAAAAUAUUAUAAAUCCAAAUUUAUUAAGUUAUAGUUUCAACAUUCAUAUAUAUAUAUUAAGGGAAGUAAAUCAAGCAAUCUAACUGUUUUAGUUUUUUCAGACAUUCAAAACUGAAUAUAGAGAUGUAACUUAACUUUUAACAUCAGUAGUGAAAAAGUUUGUGUGAAUGUUAAUAGCUGAUUUAUGUUUGUGCAUUAAAUGGCAGCUGUUAUAUAAAUUAUCUGUAGAAUCAGGGCAAUUCACUCACUUACUAAAAUUUUUAUUUCAAAAUUUAAUUUUUGACAGUGUAAAUAAGUUAUUGAACCAUCCACAUCACUUGUAUAUUAUGUCUCUGAAAAUGUUCAAAUCAACAUGUCAACUGUAAAAUUUAGAAUGAACAUAAGUAAGUAAAAACAUAUUUGCUUGCAACUGGUCAGAACUUUUCCGAUUGUAUCAAGAAUCAUAUCUAAUAAAAUCAUACUUGCUUCAUUUUUCAACAGACUUUGAGCUGUCAGAAUGAGAUUUUAAGUUCCUUUUGCGAUAUAUAGUCAGGAAUGACAAAUGCUUUUGACGUAAAGCUAUUUUAACAUUUUUACAAGGUACUGGAGAAUUUUGUCAAAAUUUUAUGAUGGAACCUGUUGAAUUAUAAUUAUUUCAUCACCAAAUUUUUCAUAUGCUUUGACAUCAAACAGAGAAGUUGGAAGUACAAUGUAUACAUUAAAAAUCAGUCAUAUUUUUAAUUGAAAUUAUUUUUUAGAAGUUUUUCAUGAAUACAAAUAUGAUUGCUAUUAUAAACCCAUUUUCAAAUUAUUCUCAUUUUUGGCAUUGCAAUGUGUUUCAGUUAGUUUGGGUUUUAAAAAUAUGCAAGAUGUUUCAAGCACAUGUGAUAAACGGAUAUGGGCUAUUGCAUAUCAUGUUCUCAUUUGCAUAUGCAUAUUGUGUAGUAGUUGAACAAUUAACACUCUAAAAUUGCUUUUCUACUUUACAUGCAAUGAUGCAAAGUUAUAUGUAUAAAAACAUGAAAAUAGUUCAUUAAUUUACCUUGAAUUUGAUAUAAGCAGUCCAUUUUAAAG